UAGUUUCACCUCUAAUUUGCGCGCAAUAUUUUUUAACAACAAUGGAUGCAGAUUUUCUGUCGCUUAGAAAAAGAAUAACAAACACGUUUAAGCUAUGUGGAUUUCUCAUUCGCUCCGAGAACAGUUCCUAUCUGGCUGAACAGUUGCUGCCCUUCGACGCCGCCGAACGAGACAAAUGGCUGACGGUGAUCACGGAGAAUCUUCAGAGUCAAAAGCUUUUGACGCCUCAUGUGGAGCGGGCAGCCCUCGAAAAGGCCAUCAAUGAGCUAAAUCGAGUGGGAUUGGAUGAAGGAGAGACGGUGUUUUCCCUCAUCGAUGCAUUUACGGUACCCCGCUUCCGGUACAAUCAGAGAGUGAAGAAGUUUGAAGUGGACACUCAACCUCGCCAGUUGCUCACCGAUCCUCGCAUGAAAUCGGACUACAUGCAGCAGCGGUACGCCAUGCUACUCCAGAAAACCCUGCGGCAUGACCUCUUUGCACCAGCUGUCAUCCAGGAUGGCGUGGGAGCCGAGGCACAGGUCAAGAAAUUCAAGCUUCAGUUCGCGGAGAACCUGUUGGCCACGUCCGCCAUGAAGGAGGCGGUGGUUUUAGGUCUGCUCACUCAGCUGAAGGAGGGAAAAUUUUAUGUGGAGGAUCCCACGGGUUGUGUCGAAUUGGAUCUCAGUGGAGCACGUUUUCAUGCCGGCUUCUUCUGCGAAGGUUGCUUUGUCCUAGCUGAGGGAAACUAUAACAAUGGGGUGCUUAAAGUGGAUGGCCUGGGCUUUCCGCCCGCGGAACCUGCGACCAGCAGCCGAGCGUUUUUCGGCACCGCCAAUACUUGGGGCGGUGAGUCGGCGAAGCUACUGAAAUACUCACCCCGUCUGCAAGAAAUGGAACGCACCAACACUGAAACGACCAUUGUUUUCCUAUCCGAUGUUCGAUUAGAUCUUCCCGUGGUCAUGGACAAACUGCGCCAGCUUUUUGUGGGCUACGAUUCCUGCCCACCGCAGGCUAUAGUGCUCAUGGGUCCUUUUACGGCCAGCACAAGGAAUCAUCACGAACUGAGGCAUCACCUAGAUGCUUUGGGUGGCUUAGCAGCUGGCUGCGAGCAGCUGAAGAAGCAAACGGAUCUAAUACUUGUUCCCUCAUCGGAAGAUCCAACGGCACCAAAUAUUCUGCCCCGGGCUCCAAUACCAGAGUGCCUGGCAGCGGGUCUGCUGAAGUCCUGGCCGCGCACCCAGUUGGCCACGAAUCCCUGCCGUUUGCAAUACUGCACUCAGCAGAUAGUUGUCUGUCGCCUUGACCUGUUGGCUAAGUUUUGCCGGAACACGUUGCAUUUUCCCGAGGACACAUCACAGAUCGAGCAGCAUUUUGCUAGAACCAUUGUGUGCCAGGGUCAUUUGGUGCCCAUUCAUCCCAUCGCCAUGCCAGUGCACUGGGACUACGAUCCUGCCUUGUGGCUUUAUCCGCUGCCCGAUUUGAUCGUUAUGGGGGACUCGUGCCAGAGUUUUAGCAGCAAUCAGCAUGGCUGUACUGUCCUCAAUACCGGCUCUUUCGUCAAGUCAAAGUUUGCUUUUAAAGUGUACAUACCUGCCACUCGUACGAUAGAGGACUCUGAAAUACCAGACGAUGUGGAGUAGAUUAUAGUAGUUCACCUUAACGUAAGUUUAAUAAUUAUUUAAAUUUAUAUGUUUACCUGUUUUUUUAUUAUAUUCAACUAUUUACUGGGGUAAUAGGCUACGAGCCUUUGAUCAAUUUGAACUUAUUAGAUUUCUAGUUAAAAAAGUAGGGACAUUUUUUCAUUGGGGAACCCC
Molecule: messenger RNA, 1793 nt
Organism: Drosophila ficusphila
Lineage: Eukaryota; Metazoa; Arthropoda; Insecta; Diptera; Drosophilidae
Gene: DNApol-epsilon58
Product: DNA polymerase epsilon subunit 2
Exons: 2
Coding region: 42-1619 (525 amino acids)
Biological process (GO): DNA-templated DNA replication; error-prone translesion synthesis
Cellular component (GO): epsilon DNA polymerase complex
Molecular function (GO): DNA binding
Source: RefSeq, a predicted model, not a curated record